Astyanax mexicanus (Mexican tetra) is the source of this 1248-nucleotide messenger RNA. RefSeq lists its product as uncharacterized. Lineage: Eukaryota; Metazoa; Chordata; Actinopteri; Characiformes; Acestrorhamphidae. The record is from RefSeq and is a predicted model, not a curated record. Gene Ontology annotation, cellular component: nucleoplasm. The transcript has 4 exons. Bases 147 to 968 code for a protein of 273 amino acids.
CUGCUUGUACUUUUUACCGAGCCUGUACACGAAACGGCUUGAGGUGCUGCUCGUUUGGUUUGGCUGUAGAACAAAGCUUAAUACAGUUUUCUUUUUUUGUGUAAUUUGCAGUAAAACUCAGGAGCACGCGUGUGUUAGAUGGGUAAAUGGCUGCAGGAUUGAAAACGCGCGCCAGAGCUCGUUUACUGGCCACAGAUGAGGCAGAGGAAAGGCGUCAGGAGAGCACGGUGGUUCAGGGUGCCUCCUGUUAUGCACCACAGCCUUUUAAACAAGAUGUUCUGAAAUGGCAAAGUAAGGUUGAACAUUUAGAAAACCAAAUUAAAGACUUAAAGGAGGAUAAUGCAUUUCUGCGUAAACAAUUGGAGGACCAACAAAAGAAAGCUGAUGAAGCCAGCAGAGAGACAGGACCCUCUGGUGAGGAUUCCAUGACAGAGUCAGACUCCGGCUCAGAAUCUACCUCUGAUUCUCUGACUACUUCAGACUUUGAAUCAAGCCUGGAAUCUGACUCUAGCUCAGAUGAAAAAAAGCAUAGGAAGUGGAAGCAUAUGAAAAGGGACAGGGAUAAGAAGAAGAAGAAAAAAGAAAAGGCAAAGAGGAAGAAAAAAGACAAGAAGAAGACAAAGGAGAAAAAAAAAACCUUCUCAAAAGAAAAGGUGAGCAGCAUAAAAGAAGUUGUCCGGAGAUACAGAAAGGUUCUUCGCUGCAUCCAGAAGGGAAUGAAAAUGGCUCAUGCAUUCAAAAAGGUUGCAGUAUCGAGGAAUGCUGUGAAGGGGAUGGCAGCCAUUGCAGAGUUGUAUCUUACUGAAAGACCACUUCUCAGUGGUUUUAAAGGACAAUACAAGACUCUCAGAGGCCUGGCCCACCUUUGUGCCACCAAAAUUCAAGGAGAUGAUGCUCUUGCUGCAAAGGUGGUCACAAUGAAAAGAGAGAAAAAACUGAUCCCUUUCAAUGUUGAUAAAGAAUACUGAAGAAGUGGUGUAAGGUAUGGUCUGCAUGUAAGGCCACAUGGUAUAAAAAUGACUAGUAAUGUAAUUAUAGUAAUAUAUAUAUAUAUAUAUAUAAAAAUUUGAAUAUCUUUGAAAAGUUACUUUAUUUCAGUAAUUCAGUUAAAAAUGUGAAACUCAUCUAUUAUAUAUAUGUAUUACACACAGAAUGAUCUAUUUUUAAGUGUUUAUUUAUUUUAUUGUUGAUGAUUAUGGCGUACAGCCAAUGAAAACCCAAAAAACAGUGUCUCCGAAAAUUUUAAUA